Molecule: messenger RNA, 1974 nt
Organism: Mesitornis unicolor (brown roatelo)
Lineage: Eukaryota; Metazoa; Chordata; Aves; Mesitornithiformes; Mesitornithidae
Exons: 4
Coding region: 1-1974 (657 amino acids)
Source: RefSeq, a predicted model, not a curated record
AUGUCAAGGUCUGGAGAGUGGUUUCCAGAAGGCAGCGGUGCAGUUUUAACCCCUGAGACAAUCCUGGUUGAAGAGUCUUUAGAAAUCUGUGGACGUCUGACAGACUCUGAGGCCGAGAGCCAGGAGGAGACUGGUGACCAGGUCACCACCUCUGAGCCAUGCGAGAGCGGUGCCAGUGCCUUCAGAGAGCACACUGAGCACCACGACGCCCUGGCCAGCAUGUUCAUGGAGCUCCUGGCAGAUGAAAACAGCAUGCAAGGCAGUAAAGACCCAGACAUCGUCAUAGGUGAGAAUAAAACCUGUGAGAAACUGGAGUCGGAAAAUCCAUCACAGCGAAACCCAAAAGAAAGUGCAGCCCUGAGUUGGCAUCCACGUGAUAUUUCUGAUACAGUCUCCCUUUUCACCAAAGCCUCUCAAGAUGACUACAACUGUAGUACAGCCAGCAAGAAGUCAGAACAGUCAGAAGAGUCCUUUGAAUCUGGCUACCAGAGCUCCAGCAUCAAUUCUGUUUCUCUGGAUGCAAGAGAUCUUCAACACAUGGUUCAUCAAAGCCUUUUCUCGUGCAGUUCUGAAAGUCAGCAUGAUUCGUGUAUCCUGAUCCAGGAAUCUCCAAAUAAGCCAUCCUCUGGGACCAAAGAAGACAGGAUAAGCAACCCUGCAUACAGGAGUUUUGAUACCCUUGUAUCUCCAUCCAUGGAGUCCUGUUGUUCUCCCUACAAGAGCUGUGACACCCUGACAUCUCCAUCCACGGAGUCCUGUUGUUCUCCCUACAAGAGCUGUGACACCCUGACAUCUCCAUUCAUGGAGUCUGGUGGUUCUCCCUACAAGAGCUGUGACACCCUGACAUCUCCAUUCACGGAACCCUGCAGCUCUGCCUACAGGAGCUUUGAUGUUCUUGUGUCUGCGUUCAAGGAACCGAGUAUCUCUGCGUAUAAGAGCUUUGAUGCCCUCCUGUCUCAGUCCGUGGCUAGCAGUAGCCUGCCUCUGUGUUUUGAAAAUGCGUCCCCCUCGCCACUUUUGAUGCAGUUUUCGGAGAGAGCGGCAAAUUACAGUGCUUCAGCUUUCCUGCCAGAGGAAGAAAUGCAUAAGCAAGUAAUGUAUCAAAAUGUUCAAAAGAAAGGCAAUGUAAUUUCUUGCCCUGUAGGGCCUCAACCGUCUGGUUAUCGACCUUUUGAUAAUGCAGUUAAGUGUGGUGGUAUGUACUGUGAGAAUGACAGUGAGCUUGUCUCUAGGUCCCUACAUGAACCCUUCGUUCAUCUUCAGUACCACAACAUGAAAGAAACACCUCCGGGCACCAUCCACGACCCUGGCCAGAGGACAGAUGACCACACGUGUUUGAUGGCACAGGGUUUUGACUGCAGCGUUGUCCCAGGUUUGGCCUCUAGCGCGAGCGUCACACAGACCAGUGAUGGCAGCCUUGGGAUCAUUGGCUCUAAUGAGCUGUCUAGUGACAGCAAAGAUGAAAAUACCAGCAGAGAUGAGCAGCUGUUGCAUUUGUUAGAGCUGAACUGUCAAGAUUUUGACAGCAGAGAAAGAACUCUAAGGGGGACAGCACCCAACAGCUUUAACCACACUGGUGAAGGAAUGCAGGAGAGCAGCAGUACCAGACCAAAUACUGACUUGCAGUGUCACAUGCACAGCCACUUGAGCAAACCUGGAAAUGCAGAGGUGGUUACGUGCGUGGCGGGCGGCUCGCCAGAGGGAUCACGGGACAGCACAGGGGGAAACCUGGCGAGGAAAACGGCAGAGCCCCCGGAGCUGCAAGUCUCAGACCGGUUGUCACCUCCUCGCUCUGUGGACACCUCCUGUCCAUCUGGUGCGCACACUGUUCACAGCGAGGGUUCCAGACGGGCACCUGCAGUUGAAAAAAGACCGGUAAAACUAUUGAGGGCAAACAACAGGAAGAACGAGAAAAAAAUUAAACUUGUGCAAGCCCUCGCACAGGAGGACAACUGCUACAUGAAGGUAGCCUAG